This is a messenger RNA of Chaetomium globosum CBS 148.51, 714 nucleotides long. RefSeq lists its product as uncharacterized. The coding region runs from base 1 to 714 and encodes 237 amino acids. Lineage: Eukaryota; Fungi; Ascomycota; Sordariomycetes; Sordariales; Chaetomiaceae. The record is from RefSeq and is a predicted model, not a curated record. The transcript is spliced from 2 exons.
AUGACCAGAGCCUGGCGUUGGCUGGCGACUCUUCGACCCCUCCUGGUUCUCCAUGCAGCAUUGUUGCGCCGUUGGAAAGGUUGUCUCUUGUCCUUCCUUUCUGGAACCACUCCGGGGGCCACGCCCCUCUUCGAGACCAGCCCAUCUUUGCAGAUCAAGCCUCUGGCCCACGGCUUUCACACACUCGUUACCCCACGGCUUGCCGCAUUCGGACGUGUUUUCGAGAUUCCAGACGCAGAGCUGUGGCGGAGGGGGUGGGAGCGAGACAAGACCAGUCAAGCGAUGAGCGCUGCUCGUCAGCCACCCAAGUGGACGGGUCGAGAAAGGAGGACACCCUCUCCGCGCGCUUGUUACCGAAUCGAAGCCCUCCCCGCAUGCGUGUUUUACGCCGUCGAAACCGACUUGGAAUUCUUCUCGAACGCUUAUGGCAGCGUGCAGGAGCUCAAACAGUUGCAUCCACGACAACCAUCAACGUCUGGCCCGGAAUGCUUGAGACCACUUCCAGUCAGAGUGUCUGCGCGGCUCGAGGCGAGUGUGGUGCGGGACCAGUCCCCACCAUCAAGCAACUCGCCUGUGGGAACAGCUUGUGUAAUGUCAACUCCGCAUGAUAUUGGGGGUCACCUAUAUCAAGCGUUGGCGCUCCACAGCUCCGGUCUCGCCAUUACACCGUAUCUCUCGCGGCCGCUCGCGGAGACCAUCCGGGCAGCAGGAUAG